Molecule: messenger RNA, 2155 nt
Organism: Cucumis melo (muskmelon)
Lineage: Eukaryota; Viridiplantae; Streptophyta; Magnoliopsida; Cucurbitales; Cucurbitaceae
Product: BAG family molecular chaperone regulator 4-like
Exons: 5
Coding region: 1269-1814 (181 amino acids)
Biological process (GO): protein stabilization
Cellular component (GO): cytoplasm
Molecular function (GO): protein-folding chaperone binding; adenyl-nucleotide exchange factor activity
Source: RefSeq, a predicted model, not a curated record
CAACUUUCUCUCUCUUACUUUACUCUUUUCUCAAACCCUCCUACACACUAUUUUUCAUCUUUCUCAAAUUUCUUUCACCCUUCUCAAUCAUCUUUCUCAAAUUUCUUUCACCUUUCUCAAUCUCAUCACUUUCUUCCCUCUCUUCUUCGACAGCUGCCGCCACCACCACCAGCAUACAUCAGAUUCUUCCAUCCCUGUCGUCGUCGUCAGUUUCUUCCAUCCCUUUUUGAAUAUGUAAUGUGUUUGUUUGUGUUUCUUUUGCUUUGGAUCUAUUUGUCGUCCGCAUCCCUAACCUCUUUUUAAUGGGAAAACUGAAGUGCUCACAAACCAAGGGGUAAAACCAAGUGCUCACAAUAUUUUACAAUGUCGUCCGCAUCCCUAACCCCUUUCUCAAUCUCAUCCAAGUGCUCACAAACCCGAGUCAGAGUACGUCAACCUCAAAGUGAAUGGCCAGGAUGGGAGCGAAGUGUAUUUCAGGAUUUCUAAGAAAUCCGAACUCAGCAAACUCAUGUAUUCUUACUGUAAAAGACAAGAGUUAGAGUUCAGUACCAUUGCUUUUCUCGUGGACGGCCAUCCCAUUGCUGGAACCCAAACCGCGGAAGAGCUGGGGUUGGAAGAUGGAGAUGAAAUUGAUGCCAUGAAACACCACUACGGCGGCGGCGGCGGCGGCGGAGCAAUCUGAGUUUUUCGUUUCUGUGGAAAAACGGUGAUCAAGCGAUAUCUGUCUUUUGGUAACGGUGACGUUUGGUCUUAGUGUUAAAUCUCAUGUUUGCAUUCGAUUAAUUUAGCUUGGCGCCCUUAUUUUACAAGGGGUAAAACACAAUAUUUUCUAAAUUAAUGGUGCUUUUUGAUUUCCUUCCUUUGCCUUUCACAAUAUGCUAUAAUUUUGGAUUUUGGUUCCCAUGAUGUUAAUGCCAUGUUGAUUUGGCACAGGGAAAAUAUGAGCAACAGUAUGAGAGUACAGAAGAAUUCAAGCAAGAGCUAAAAUUGAAGGUUCGAGAAAUAUUAACAGAACAAGAAUGGAGGAGGAGAAAGAUGCAGAUGAGGAUUUCUGAGGAAGAAGGCAGAUUGAAGAAAGAUUUCUGAGGAACAAUAUUCUCGCUUACUUCUUGGUUUGUUUGUAUGUUUGUUUGUAUAUGUUUGUUUGUAUGAAUAUUGACUUUCUCAAUGUCUUCUUUCAUUUGUCUGGAACUGGGAUUGGGGAGUUGGAAACUAACUUGUUUUGUUUGACAUUGUUGUUUCGUUCUGUUUAUGUGGAUUGAUGGUAAAUGAACUUUCCCCAUUCAUGGUAUCUGGCACAUGCUGACGUGCGUACUUAUAAUGGAGUUUGGACUAGUUCCCAUGUUGGUGAUUUUGUGUGUGUUACUUCUUUUGCAGGCGAUAUGAAAAAGCAUCUGGUGGCAAUAACCGGUUUGCAGCUUGAAGAGCAGAGACUACUAUUUCGAGGUAAGGAGAAGGAUGAUGAUGAGCAUUUGCAUACCGCAGGGGUGAAGAAUUUGUCAAAGAUUUUACUCUUGGAGAACAAGACAAACAAGCAGAGGAAGGUCGUGGAAGAUGUUAAGGUGGUAGAAGAGGUCGAGAGAAGUGGUGAGCUUUCGAAGGCAUCAGCAGCCAUUGCUGAUGUUCGGUCUGAGGUUGAUAAGCUUGCAGAUAGGGUUGCUGCCUUGCAAGUAGCUGUUAAUGGUGGCACAAAUGUUGAAGAUAAAGAAUUCGUAGUAUCAACGGAGCUGCUGAUGAGACAACUGUUGAAAUUAGAUAGCAUUGAUGCUGAAGGGGAAGCAAAGUUGCAGAGAAAAGCCGAGGUUAGUAUUUAAACAUUGAUGGUCCUUGUUGGGCAGUUUGACCAUGCUGAUCGUCUAUUCAAUAGCAUUAGAGAUACUUGGAUAAGUGCAGCUGGAAAGGGAAACACGUCAGACGUGAAGGAACUCAUUCCAGAAUUCUUUUACAUGCCAGAAUUCCUCGAAAAUACGUUCAACCUUGACUUGGGAGAGAAACAAUCUGGAGAAAAGGUUUCUACAAGUUUUAUUUAUUAUUCUUUAUUCUAAUAUCUUUUAUGAUUAAUUCAGUAGCACACCCUUUAAAUUUACUUGCAUAUUAUGGUCUAUCAGCGUAUUGGGGUUAGGCUGUGCGCCAUGUGGGAUAGUGGGAAAGGAGU